UCCAUAUUAAGGGUGCAUUCACAUGUACAUAGAUUUGAUGCUCAGGAUUUUCUGCUGCAGAUUUCAAUGUAAACUAAAUGACUGAGCACAGCUUCUAAUCUGCAGAUACAAAUCCUGCGCAUCAAAUCUGUGCAGGAUCCUGCACGUGUGAAUGUACCCUAAAGGGAGAUUUAAGGAUUUUUUUUUGACUAUGCUACAGGGGCUGUAAAGUUUGUGCAGUUUAUAUUAUAGCGUCUGUAUUUGUGUUUCAUGGUGGUCUUGCAAUUUGUCUGUGAUUUUUGGCCCAUUGUUUAUUUUUAACAGUAUACAAAAUUAGUGUUGUCUCAGGUUUUCCAAGGUUGCAGUGUGGCCCGAGACAUUUCAUCACUAGACAGGUGAUUAGAGGGGAGCCUGUCUUUGCUUCAAUGGGUGAAGUGACCGCUGGGUAAGAGGUAGAUCAUUCUGCAGUAAAUUGUAGAUUUGCAACAGCUGGAGGCACCCUGGUUAGUAAACACUAGUCUAUUGCAUUGACAGGUGCACAGGUGUGUUUUAAUGGGUGGGGUGGCUGAUGUGUGAGAGGAAGAAAAAUUACCUCACACUUACAAACAAGGAAAUAUGGGACAUGUAGUUUGAGGGAGGGAACUCCAACAGGUAAUAGCCAGUUUACUAAAAGAUAGUCACAGUGUUAUGGUUGAACAUAGCCAUUUAACUUCAAGACAAGCACAGAUUCUUCCUAAGCAUGUCCAUUACUCUCUGGCAGGGCCGGCAUGUUAAAACAGGACAGCUAGCGGCAAUUAAACUCAUGAAUGUCACAGAGGAAGAAGAGGAAGAAAUUAAACUUGAAAUUAACAUGCUGAAAAAGUACUCCCACCACAGAAACAUUGCUACGUACUAUGGAGCUUUUGUCAAGAAAAGUCCAGUGGGUCAAGAUGAUCAGCUUUGGCUGGUAAUGGAAUACUGUGGAGCAGGAUCAGUUACUGACUUGGUCAAGAAGACAAAAGGUAACUGCUUGAAGGAAGAUUGGAUUGCAUACAUCUGUAGAGAGGUUCUGCGGGGUCUGGCGCACCUCCACGCUCACCACGUUAUUCACAGAGACAUCAAGGGGCAGAAUGUUCUCCUGACAGAAAAUGCAGAAGUUAAGUUGGUUGACUUUGGUGUAAGUGCCCAAUUGGACAGAACGAUAGGCAGAAGGAACACAUUUAUUGGAACCCCAUACUGGAUGGCACCUGAGGUCAUCGCAUGUGAUGAGAAUCCAGACUCAACAUAUGACUAUCGGAGUGAUCUCUGGUCUUUGGGAAUCACAGCUAUAGAGAUGGCAGAGGGAGCUCCACCUUUAUGUGACAUGCAUCCCAUGAGAGCGCUUUUCCUAAUUCCUCGAAACCCCCCUCCAAAACUGAAAUCAAGGAAGUGGUCGAAAAAAUGCCUUAAUUUUGUAGAUAGCUGCCUCAUAAAGAAUUACACUCAUCGGCCUACAACAGAGACUAUGCUUAAACAUUCCUUUGUUCGAGAUCUUCAAAAUGAACGCCAGAUACGUAUUAUGCUCAAAGAUCAUUUGGAUAGGACAAGAAAAAAGAAAGAAAAGGAUGAAACAGGAUAUGAGUACAGUGGAAGUGAGGAAGAUGAUGAGGAAAUGAAUGAAGAUGAAGGAGAGCCAAGCUCCAUUGUUAAUCUUCCCGGUGAAUCGACUCUCCGUCGUGAGUUCUUGCGAUUGCAGCAGGAAAAUAAGAACAGAUCAGAUCCUCAGAGACAGGAGCAAUUACAGAAGCUAAAAGACCAGGAGAAAUACAAAAAACAGCUCCUGGCCGAACGCCAGAAACGGAUCGAGCAGCAGAAGGAGCAGAGGAAAAAGCUGGAGGAUCACCAGAAGAGGGAGCUAGAGCUGAGAAAGAUCCAGGAAUAUGAGCCAAGACCAAAAGAAUGGGAGGAACAGAAAAGAGAUGGAAAAGGAAAAGAGGACAGGAAACAUGUCGAUAAGGAGCAAUGCAUCCUAGAAAAUAUACCCAAUGCGGUGGAAAGGAAACAGCACGAGGUGCUCAAGCACAAGACUGAUGGAAAAAGCAAUCCAACUGAAUCUGCACUUUCUCAAAUGCAAAAGUCUGAAGAUACUCAAAAUCAACGGAAGUUUCAUCGGACCUUACCCAAAGAUCAGACCCAGCUACUGUUUCUGCAACAUGACCACAUGCAGAAGAAUCUAGAGACACCAAAACACAUUUCAGAUCAUAAAAUCACUGGUGCUAUGAAUGAAUUAAAGAUAUCAGAAAAGAGAACUAUAAAUGUUGACCCAAGCAAUCUAAAAUGGACAGGCUUUGUUCAACAAGCACAUUCCAGGCUUGGGUCCGGAAGCAGUUCUAGUCCAUGUACACCAGCUUUACCCAGAGCCAUUUUAGAGAAUGAAAAUCUGCGCUCCAGUAGAGACAAUCACUACAGCAGUUCCCUCUCUGACAUGAUCAUAAGUCCUCUGACCCCGGGAAAAGAUGAAGUAUUUUGGGGCUCAGUGCAAGGCGAAGAGCAGCCACCUAAGGUUCCAGAGAGAACCACAUCGAAGUUUUAUAAGGACAACCGAGGCCACCAAAGAAGCCCAUCUGGUGGUUUCCUCCAGGCGUCCAAGGAGCAGCCUGAUCCAGCAAAAAGCAGCAGUACGACUGGGAAUCAGAACAGCAGAUUAAAACCAGGGUCUCCAAAAGAUAAGCAAGUGGUACAGAAUUAUCACUAUCAAUUAGAGAAGGCUAAAAAUGAAGUUCAUCUGGAUUUCAGGAAGAUUUUAAAUCACAAUUUUGUAGCAAAAGGAAACGAGAGUAACAGGCCGUACUUAAAAGCAUCAUAUUACUCUUCGUCCAGUGAGGAAAUUGGCAGCAGUGAUGAUGAUAUCCAGAAAAAAAGGCUACCGAUGAGCAAUGGUAUAGUGGAUGUCUCAAGGACAAAACCUGCAGAAGAAAAAGCACAAAAACCCCAGAGUGGUUCUCAUGGAGACAAGGCGGCGGAACAGCAAAGUUGUAGCAGCAAUGAAGGACUCUGGAGCUCCUACAAUCAAAAUUAUCUCCUGCCAGAUCUCCUACAACAAAGCCAUCCUUCAGAGACUUCAGUGCAUCAGCACAAAACUCCCGAAAAAAGUCACCGGCCCCUGAACAAAUCUCUGAAUGAUCAGGUGCCAAAUGGAGAGAGUCCACAGCCAAAAAAUAGCUCCUCUUCCACUACAUCAUUUAGUGCAUUCAUUGACCCAAGGCUGCUCCAGUUCUCGCCCCCUACAAGCCCUCUAUGUUCCCCUAGUGGCACAAAAGUUGAGCCUUUCCGCAGAGAAAAUGCAAGGAAAGGAUCAGUUGUCAAUGUUAAUCCAACAAAUAUUCGACCUCAAAGUGACAGCCCGGAGAUUCGGAAGUACAAAAAGAAAUUCAAUUCUGAGAUCCUGUGCGCUGCUCUCUGGGGUGUAAACCUAUUGGUGGGAACAGAGCAUGGUCUAUGGUUCCUGGACAGGAGUGGACAAGGUAGAGUUUAUUCCCUCAUAAGCAGAAGACGCUUCUACCAAAUGGAUGUUCUGGAAGGACUGAAUAUUCUAAUCACAAUUUCAGGCAAGAAGAACAAGCUACGGGUUUAUUACUUAUCGUGGCUGAGGAACAAGAUCCUACGGAAUGAUCCAGAAGUAGAGAAAAAACAAGGCUGGAUCUCUGUUGGAGACCUGGAGGGUUGUGUACACUACAAAGUUGUUAAAUAUGAAAGAAUAAAAUUUCUUGUUAUUGCUCUGAAGAACUCAGUGGAAGUGUAUGCAUGGGCGCCAAAGCCAUACCAUAAAUUUAUGGCUUUUAAGGCAUUUUCGUCCCUGCAUCAAAAACCAUUAUUUGUCGACCUAACAGUGGAAAAUGGACAGAGGCUAAAGGUUAUUUAUGGAUCAUCAGUAGGAUUUCAUGCCAUUGAUGUUGACUCUGGGACAGUCUAUGACCUUUAUCUGCCCACACAUAUCCAGGGAAAUAUUCACCCUCACGCCAUCAUCAUUCUUCCCAACACAAACGGCAUGGAGCUCCUGCUGAGUUAUGAUGAUGAAGGUGUUUAUAUAGAUACUUAUGGACACUUUACAAAGGAAACCGUUUUACAGUGGGGUGAAAUGCCAGCCUCUGUUGCAUAUCUUCAGUCCAAUCAAAUUAUGGGCUGGGGUGAGAAGGCCAUUGAGCUGCGUUCUGGAGAAACGGGGAAUCUAGAAGGAGUAUUCAUGCACAAGAAAGCUCAGAAGUUAAAAUUUUUGUGUGAAAGAAACGACAAGGUAUUUUUUGCUUCCGUACAAUCUAGUGGUGGCAGCCAGAUUUACUUUAUGACCCUUGGACAAAGUGUUCUCUUUAAUUGGUAAUCGGGGGUCAAGAAUCUUGUGGACUGAAAACCAAAAUGGUGGCUGCGAGACAAGCCUCCUACAAGUGUGCACUAUAAACCAACGAAGGCACAGAGGAGCUGCACAAGGACGUAUAAGUAUGCAAUAAGAAGAGAUAGAAGAGUUUGAGAAUGACUGAGAAUGAAUAUGUAGUAUAUAUGAAGUUACAUCUACUUUUUGCAGGAUGAAUUUUGCACACGUAAUUUUCAUGUUAUUGAAGAAAUCGUUCUCUUGCUAGCUACUGGCAAAGCUGGGGGUGGUAGAGUUAAUGUAGCAGAAGACAUAUAGAUUAAUUUAGGGUAAGAUAGAUUUCUGUCUAUACUUGAGAAAACAAGCAUUAUACAAGCACCAUACUGGUACAAUAUCAUUUUAACUGUCUUAUAAGUCAGAUCUUCAUAGCAAUGUAUUAUAGUUUGACAGUAAUAGUAGGAUAAAGCUAUUUUUCCAAAUUUUCUGAAAUGCCCAAUAAGCCGGAAGGUGAAAACACUUGGCUAUCUGCUGGAAGUAUUCUAUUAUAUCUCUACCCUUGUAGGGCAAUUUUAAUCAGAAUAGAUCUUAAAUAGACUUUCCCACAAUUGGCCUUCUAGCCACUGGCUCCUUGAAUACCAAUGAUACAAUUAGAGCUCGGUCUACAUCACACUUCUGGUUUAUGUCAAAGGAAUACAUCAGGAAUAUUCCCCACCAUAUUCUUGUUCCCCCCACACUGGCAUACAUCAACAAUCAGCCACAGUGUUACAAAACAAAAGUACGUCAGAGUAAGCCACCUUCCCAAAGAAUCCAUUUCUUUUGUCAUGGCAGUGGAGGCCUGUGGCUAUGCUCUGUACAUAUAUUUGACGGGUGCUUUCCGAGAACAGAGUAUGAUGUAGACACCGCCUAACAUUCUUUAAAGGGACCCUGGCAACAGUUUUAUGCUGCCCAAACCACAGGUAGCAUAAAACUGGUAAAAUCUGCCCAAUUCGGGAAUGCUAGGAUUUACUCUGAUACUCUAGCAUGGGUCCAGGCAGCUGCCCUCUGUCUCCCCAGAAGCAUUUCUCCCCAAUACACAUAUAGAAAGAGAGGUGUCACUGAACGCUUGCAUAGCAUAGAGAAACCGCCGGUACCUUUCCUAAUUACUAUUUACCUGGAUUGUGCUGCCUGACCCAGUUUUAUGCAGCAUAAAACCUAUGACAGGUGCCCUUUAGAAGGAAUGAUAAGCCUAGAAAUAAAUGAUAAAAGUAAGCAGGAUAUCGUAUUUUACACACUAGGGGUAAUAAUGAAAACUGUAAAAUAUAAACUGACUGGUUUUGCCCAUAACAACCAAUCACAGCUCAGCUUUCAUAUCUUUAUCAGCUCCGGUAAACUGAAAACUGAACUGUGAUUGGAUGUUAUGGACAAAUCAGACAGUUUAUGUUUUCAUAGUUUAUAUAUAUUCUGCUCCCAAAUUCUUGAGGAAUACAGAUUAUCUUCCUGUUGAUCCCUUAUAUUUCUCCUAUUGUCGCCAGAGCAGAACCUAAAGGCUCCUUCCGCAGAGCUGUCUUUCAUUGAAAUAGGACAAUUCACAUUCAUCCGGCAUCUCAAGUUGGACAGGAUGGUGGAACACAAUGCAUGGAUGCUGGACAGGGGAACACAUCUUGCUGUGUUCCCCUAUCGGCAUGCACAAAAUAAUGGCCGCCGGCUCCUAAUCAAUUGAUGACAACUGGUGUACUUUUGGCAUCAGUUGUGGCGAGAUUAAACUGAGACGGUUGCCGGACAUACCGUAUUUUUCACCCUAUAGGACGCACCGGCAUAUAAGACGCAAGUUUAAAGGUGCAAAAUCUAGAUAAAAAAAGAUUCUGCACCCAACAGUGAUCUUCAACCUGCGG
This is a messenger RNA of Hyla sarda, 6174 nucleotides long. It is a transcript of the gene NRK, whose product is annotated as Nik related kinase. The transcript has 31 exons. The coding region runs from base 719 to 4315 and encodes 1198 amino acids. NCBI's taxonomy places the organism in Eukaryota, Metazoa, Chordata, Amphibia, Anura, Hylidae. Gene Ontology annotation, molecular function: protein kinase activity; ATP binding. Gene Ontology annotation, biological process: protein phosphorylation. The record is from RefSeq and is a predicted model, not a curated record.